AUGGACGUGGACAUGCAGACCGAGUGGAAUAUCCCCACGUCUAAUCGACUCGACGGAUGUUUGGGUGAAGUUCAGGAAUUCGACCUGAUUCAAUUUCCGACUUCUUCCUCUCCCCCUUCCCUAACUAUUACCACAAAACAAGAACAAUCCCACGAGAAAACAACCAUACCGAAGUUUAGCAUGAACACUUGGAAGAAACUUCCUCCCAUCAACUUGGCAGGUCUCGCCAAAAUGUCCCCAUCCCUGCUCGGUAUUUCAACUUCCAAGUUGGAGACUGGCAUUUUGAUUCUUUGCCAAUCAUGCCAAUCGUGCCAACUACUAGCAAGCUCAAGUCUGCAUCUCCACUCUUCCAAGGGCCUCUAA
Molecule: messenger RNA, 363 nt
Organism: Paracoccidioides lutzii Pb01
Exons: 3
Coding region: 1-363 (120 amino acids)
Source: RefSeq, a predicted model, not a curated record